CAGGGCUCUGUGGGUCUCCUGCGCGGCGGUGUGUGUGUGCGCGCGCGCACCUCAGUGUCGCUGGACGAGCACAGAGAGAGGACGCGCACGUCAGGACGAGCAUGUUUUUGACGACAAAGUGGAACAUGGAUGCCUUUUAAGAAAGAAAAAGAAAAACAAACACCAUUUUGAACGAAGGCUUCUUUCGUGAUGCGUUGGCGGACUUGAAAACGACCUCCUCCAAGGUUUGUGGUCCCCCCCGCCCCCCCGAGGUGACGGCCCAAUGCUGAGCUUCUAAAUCAGCGCCUCAGCUGUCGAAUUAUGGGUAACCGGGUGAGCGACAUGUCGCCCACCGGCUCCUUCCUGCCCAGCUUCCAGCGUGUGCACGUGGUGGUGAUCGGGCUGGACUCUGCUGGGAAGACCUCUCUGCUCUACAGGCUCAAGCUGAAGGAGUUUGUGGAGACCAUCCCCACCAAGGGCUUCAACACGGAGAAGGUUAAGGUGGCAGUGGGCGGCUCCCGGACCGUCACCUUCCAGGUGUGGGACGUGGGCGGCCAGGAGAAGCUGCGUCCUCUGUGGAAGUCGUACACUCGGCGCACGGACGGGCUGGUCUUCGUGGUGGACGCCUCCGAGACGGAGCGCAUGGAGGAGGCCAAGGUGGAGCUCCACAAGAUCAGCCGCAGCUCGGAGAACCAGGGCGUGCCCGUGCUGAUUCUGGCCAACAAGCAGGACCUGGACGCGGCGCUCCCCGUGGGCCAGGUGGAGAAGCUGCUGGCCGUGCACGAACUGAGCGCGUGCACGCUGCACCACGUGCACAGCUGCAGCGCCGUGGACGGUCAGGGGGUGCAGCAAGGCCUGGAGAAACUCUAUGACAUGAUCUUGAAGAGGAAGAAGUUGGUCAAGCACAGCAGGAGCAGGAGGAGAUGAAGACCUGCUUGGUCCACCUUCAGGAAGCACAAUCCCACACGGCCUCGGCAGAAUUAAUUAUCACCAGAAAAUCCAACCAGUGUUGACAAAUAAAGCUAAUCUUUAAUUAGUCUUCCAUAAGUACUUUUUUUCCUACUACAUGCCUGCUAAUACGCACAUCUGUUAUCCCUGCACAGUCCAAUAAAUACUAAAAACUGCCUUGAUUGACACCUCCUUCAUUUAACGUAGUGGUUGUAGUUUGCAGCGGUGUCUCAUAUUCGAUAAGAACGCACCUUUUAUACUCACGUGGCACCAAAAUAGUCAAGAUAUGAUUAUUGGCUUGCACAGACCAAACAAGUCGAGCUCGGACGUGGAAGAAUGAAGAAUGGCUGGAUAAGCUGCACUUCCUCUGUCAUUUUUUUUUUAUCAAUUCGCAGUGAGCAAAAAAAAAAAAAAUCUGUGUUUUCGACAAUGUACAAAAAAGCUGAAUUUGUUCUUGCUGGCACUUUGUAUGACAUGCAAGGCCACACAACUACUAGAACCACCACCACCACCACUACUACUAUAGAAAUUGUAUGUUUUUGUAACAUGGGCGAAUGAAUAAAGCAAUGCACUCCA
This is a messenger RNA of Dunckerocampus dactyliophorus (ringed pipefish), 1503 nucleotides long. It is a transcript of the gene arl4d, whose product is annotated as ADP-ribosylation factor-like 4D. The record is from RefSeq and is a predicted model, not a curated record. Gene Ontology annotation, cellular component: cytoplasm. Gene Ontology annotation, molecular function: GTP binding; GTPase activity. Gene Ontology annotation, biological process: vesicle-mediated transport; intracellular protein transport. Lineage: Eukaryota; Metazoa; Chordata; Actinopteri; Syngnathiformes; Syngnathidae. Bases 301 to 906 code for a protein of 201 amino acids. The transcript is spliced from 2 exons.